AUGCCUGAUGGAACACCCCUGUACCAGCGCCAACUGCGACUUCUCCGGGCGGUCUUCCCAGAGCCGCACACAAUCUACAUCUCAUUGGCGCCGGGUUCUGAGACGGAUGACUAUCUCGAAAGUUUACUCGCCGUCGAAUCCGACCCGACCCCUGAGAAUGAGAGUGAAAAUGGCGACUUGAAGGAGCCGAAAGUCAGAAUCUUGCGAGACAGACACCCACCCAGAUCUCGUUACUCCGCGGGACCGGCCGCCGGCCUGCUCUCCGCCUACCGAUACGACCCGUGGGCCACAUGGGUUGUGGUCAAUUGCGAUUAUCCUCUUCUUCCCCCAGACGCCAUUUACCACCUCAUGGUCAAACGCGACUCUGUCCCGGUGACGUGUUAUCGCUCGACUGAUGGGGACUGCGAGCCGCUGUUGGCCAUCUGGGCACCGCCGGCCAUGGCCCGGCUGGCGGAGCGGGUCGCUCGGGGGCACCCGUGCCCGAAGGAGGCCGCAAGGGAGUUUGAUGCAUUAACGUUGGACGCGCCGCCUGGCUGUGAAUGGUGGCUCACCAACGUGGAUGAAAUGGAAGAAUUGGUCAAGACGAUUGAAGAGAAGAAGCUUAGGUCGCUAGAGCCGGCCGCUGUUGAAGUCCCGAAAGAAGCAGCAUAG
Messenger RNA from Colletotrichum karsti, 651 nucleotides. Its product is annotated as molybdopterin-guanine dinucleotide biosynthesis protein a. The transcript has a single exon. Bases 1 to 651 code for a protein of 216 amino acids. The record is from RefSeq and is a predicted model, not a curated record. Lineage: Eukaryota; Fungi; Ascomycota; Sordariomycetes; Glomerellales; Glomerellaceae.